Messenger RNA from Herpailurus yagouaroundi (jaguarundi), 4011 nucleotides. RefSeq names its product zinc finger protein OZF-like. The record is from RefSeq and is a predicted model, not a curated record. NCBI's taxonomy places the organism in Eukaryota, Metazoa, Chordata, Mammalia, Carnivora, Felidae. Gene Ontology annotation, molecular function: DNA-binding transcription activator activity, RNA polymerase II-specific; RNA polymerase II cis-regulatory region sequence-specific DNA binding. Gene Ontology annotation, biological process: regulation of transcription by RNA polymerase II. Bases 2107 to 3480 code for a protein of 457 amino acids. Gene Ontology annotation, cellular component: nucleus. The transcript is spliced from 6 exons.
AGAAGCAGGUCGAGGGCUGCGCCUGCUUCCGCCGUUAACACCGGAGAGUCCGCAUCCCUCACGGUGGGAGGGGGUGGCCUUGUCGCUCAGCUGAGGUCCCCGCAGGAGAGGCUGGGAGUUGAGGGGUCCGGUUCACAGAAAACGAGGUUUCAGUCACUGGCUGCGGUAUUGGGAGUAAGGGCAUCAUGUUUGAUCAGCGAUUGAGCAUCUCUAGCGGUCCGUAAUUUUCGGUCUUUGGUUAGUAAUUUAGCGGGCCUGCCCCAAAUCACGAUUGCCGCCCGGUAUAGGUUGGUAUUUAGUGAUGCUGCUGGUAGUAGUGGACUCUGAGGAGGGUCAGCGACUGAUUGGGAAUUUGUGGGACUAGUGAUGGAGCGUGUCUUUGUGAUUCUGAGUCCCUCGGGUUGGGGUCACAUAGAAAUCAAUGAUUGGGCCCUGAAGACAGAUAUCCGUCUUUAGGGUUAUGUUAGGUCAAUGUAUGUGGGGCUGUAUUGGGCAGCUGUUAGGAGCCUGUGUGAUAGCUUAGGGAGCAGAUGGUUUGCGACUAGUGAUUGGGGCUCCAGCCCUGAAUUCUAACGGUUUGCAUUCAGGCUGCAUUCCACACGCGUAUUGUGCUGGGUUUUCUUGAAUGGGUUUAUGCCUGUAAGGAUGUGAGGGUCAGGGAGAGUUCCCCUCCUUCCCCCAAAGGUUUUGUUUCCACUCUUGGAUCUAUCUGGUCAAUAGACUUGAGGCAGUUUAUAUUCUCUGCUACUGUCUGGUAGCUAGCUAAGUACUUCAAGCCAAAGUCUCUCAAAAACCCUCUCUCAAAGCUCCUUUGCUUUCUCCCUGUCUUCUUUCAAUGCAUGUGCUCUCUCUGGACAGUUUCAACCACACUCAUUGCAUCACCUUCCACCUUGAAAGCCAUGACUUGCCAAUCUAUAGCACCAGCCUAGACAUUUCUAAUAAGCUCCAGAUUCACAGUAGCCAGCUGUCUCCUACACAUCUCUGUGGGGUUCACUCACAGAACCUCAAUCUUAACAUGAUAGAAUAUAUCUUCUUAGUUCUCCAUAGUUCACCUGCUCAUCCUACUAUGUUCAUCAUCAUGAAGAGUCACUCUUACUUCAGAUGGCCAUAGUAAAAAUCCUGUAGACAUCUAGUUUUCUCCCCAGCCUUCUUCUCCCCAUGUCCAAUCAAUCUUCUGAUCAUGGUGAUUUAGCCUCCCUGACAUCUCUCCAGUUUGUCCUCCCCAUUCCCACUGCUGUGGUCCUAGUUCAGACUGCAUCUUCCCUUGCCCUAAAUUUGUGUCAGGAAGCCCUUGUAGCAGAGUGUUGCAAACUAAGGGAAAGUCAGAGGAAGGAAUAGCUGAUUCUAUCCAGGAAAGGCUUUCUAGAGGAGGUGACAUUUGAACUGAGCCUAUACAUUUGAAGUGGUCCUAUAAGUCUAUUGAUGACAGUGACUGUUACAGCUUAUUCAAUGUAUCAAGCUAGUGAAUUGUGCCCUUUAGGACUUCAUUGAUAAGAGUUUGGGUUAAGAGGUCAGUAGGACAAUAGCUGCUAAAAAUAACAAUCUUUUUUUUUUAAUUUAAAAAGUAGCCGUUUAUUUUAGAAAAACUGGAAAAUGAAAAUGCUAAAUACAAGUCAAUAGAAAUCACUUUUAAUCCUACCACCAAAGGAUAAAUAUCUAAUUAUAGAUUUAUGGGGCCAAAGGAGGAGGAGAAACUUUUUAAAUGUAUAAAGGAAUACACAUUCACAAAGGUAAAACAUACCAUGACCUGACCUUUUCAGAACUGUAAGUUAAUAAGUUGAUGUUAUCACAGCAUAAUCUUUUGUGGUCUCUCUGAAAGACACUUUUGAAAGGGGCAGGAAUUCACAGGGCAGGCCCAGACUCUUAAGGUGGUCUUCUUUUUAUCCCCUCCCUGCUCAUCCCAGCUCUGUCUUUACAGAUAUCUGUGCCUUCUGAAGAGCAACAGAAAAUGACCAAGUCUCAGGUUGAGACCCUCAAAGUGUGUAUCAAAUUGAACAGGAACGUCCUGUACAGAGAUUUGUGUCAUUCAAGGAUGUGACUGUGGACUUCACUUGGGAGGAGUGGCAGCAGCUGGAUUCUGCUCAAAGAAACCUGUACAGGGAUGUGAUGCUGGAGAACUAUAGCAACCUUGUCUCAGUGGGGUAUCAGUAUCUGAAGUCAGAUGUAGUCUUAUUGAAGCAAGGAGAACCAUGGAUGGAGGGGGGAGAAAUCUCAAAUUGGGCCUAUCCAGACUUUGAAACUGGAAUGAAAGAAUUAACAACACAGAAGAGCAUUUCUGAAGAAGUGGUACUCCAUAACAUGAUUGUAUACUCAACCUUUGAAGACUGGAAACUUGAAGAUGAGAUAAAUCACCAGGAAAACCAGGACAAUUUUUUGAACCAAGUUGCAUUCAUUAACAAUAAGCCCCUGACUGAGGAGAUAGAUUGUGAAUGUAACAGUGCACUGGGGAAAGGAACUCAUCUGAACAGAACAUCUAGUGAACACAACAGAGCCUUCAUGCAAAAGCCACACCUUUUUGCACAGCCGAAAAUUCUAACCAGUGAGAAAUUAUAUAAAUGUGUUCAGUGUGGGAAAGCCUUCAGUGGAAAGUCGGGACUUAUUGUACAUCAGAGAAUUCAUACUGGAGAGAAACCAUACAAAUGUAAUGAAUGUGAAAAAGCCUUUAUUCAGAAGUCACAACUCACUGUACAUCAGAGAACUCAUACAGGAGAGAAACCCUAUGAAUGUAAUGAAUGUGGGAAAGCAUUCAUCCAGAAGUCAAACCUCAUUAUUCAUCAGAGGAUUCACACAGGGGAAAAACCAUAUGAAUGCAAUGAAUGUGGGAAAGCUUUCAUCAAGAAAUCAACACUUAGUGUUCAUCAAAGAGCUCAUACUGGGGAGAAACCAUAUGAAUGUAGUGACUGUGGGAAAGCCUUCAUCUGGCAGUCACAGCUCACUGUACAUCAGAGAAUUCAUACUGGGGAGAAACCCCAUGGAUGUAAUGAAUGUGGAAAAGCCUUCAACAGGAAGUCAGAACUAAGUGUACAUCACAGAAUUCACACUGGGGAGAAACCCUUUGAGUGUAAUGAAUGUAAAAAAGCCUUCAUUCAAAAGUCAGAUCUCAUUGUACAUCAGAGAACUCACACUGGGGACAAAAGGUAUCAAUGCAAUGAUUGUGGGAAAGCCUUCAUCCGGAGCUCACAGUUCAUUGAACAUCAGAGAAUUCAUACUGGGGAGAAACCCUAUGAAUGCAGUGAAUGCAGAAAAGCUUUUAUCCAGAAAUCACAACUCAUUGUGCAUCAAAGAAUCCAUACUGGGAUGAAGCCAUAUGAAUGCAUUGAGUGUGGAAAAGCCUUUAGUAAGAAGUCACACCUCACUGUGCAUCAUAGAAUACAUACUGGAGAAAAACCCUAUGAAUGUAGUAAUUGUAGAAAAGCUUUCAGCAAGAAAUCUACUCUCAUUGUUCAUCAGAGAAUUCAUAUUGAACACAAAUCCUUUUAAUGGAAUGAGAAAACUUUGAUUCAGCGAUCAAAGUUUCAUCACACAUCAUAGAAUUCAUUAAGCCUAAAAAUUCUAUGUACUAAACUUGAGAAGCCUUCAACAAUAGCUCCCAAACUAUUAAGCACCAAAAAUAAAUACCAAGAAGCAACUUUGAGAAAUCAUGUUUCCAAAAAAAAAAUUACAUUGGACAUCUUGGUUCAGGCCUAAUACUAAAAGUUUUUUUUAAGUAUGAUAGAAAAAUCUCAACCACAUGUGAUUGACUUGUUCACUGUGUGGUACAAAUUUUUUAAAUGAGUGAGUAUAGUUGGCAUUUGAGCAACAUGGGUUAGGGGCACCAUUGCCCUAUGCACUUGAAAAUUCAUGUGUAACUUAACUCUCCAAAAACUUAACUAAUAAAUAGCCUCCUACUAUUGACUGGAAGCCUUACUGGUAACAUAACCAUUGAUUAACACGUUUUUAUAUUAUAUGUAUUAUAUAUUGUAUUCUUGCAAUUAAGUAAGCUAUAAAAAAGAAAAUGAUAUUAAGAAAGUC